Molecule: messenger RNA, 933 nt
Organism: Indicator indicator
Lineage: Eukaryota; Metazoa; Chordata; Aves; Piciformes; Indicatoridae
Gene: PTTG1
Product: PTTG1 regulator of sister chromatid separation, securin
Exons: 6
Coding region: 299-880 (193 amino acids)
Biological process (GO): chromosome organization
Cellular component (GO): nucleus; cytoplasm
Source: RefSeq, a predicted model, not a curated record
CCGACCCCGGAAUGAGCGCGGGCAGCAGGUGCGGCGGCGCGGAGGCUGCACUGCUGAGCCAAUCGGAUGCUGAGCAUUAAUCGAAACAGCCAAUGGGUGGUGCGAAGGCAGUUGAAAGGCUGCCGGCAGUUAGUACGCACUGGCUCUGCUCUCUGAGGUGAGGUAGUUGUGGCCUCGUUGGCCCUCUGUGUGACCCCGAACGAGUCUGACCCUCUUCUUUUUGGGUGCUGCUGUCCGCUCAGCGCUCGGAGCUACUGGUAGCUUUUGAGACUUUCCAGAGUGGCCUUAUCACCCGAAGAUGGCAACACUAAUCUUUAUUGAUAAGGAGAACGGUGAAGUUGGGCCUACUAAGAAUCAGCUAAGACUUCCUUCAGGAUCUUCCAAAGUCUUAUCUGAAAGAACACAAAUUAAUACUCCACUUCCUAAAAAGAAAACCAGCCCUUCUCCAGCCAUAUCUCACUCUGUCAGAAAGGCUCUUGGGAAUGUGAAUAGAACUGAAGUCACAAUGAAGAUGGAGAAGAUAAGUCAGAAACCUCAGCACUGCACUGCAAACAAAACUUCUGAAAAGACUGCAGGAUCAGAGAGCUGUGAUGCAGUGGCUGAAGAAGAAUGGCCAGAAAUAGAAAACAUGUUUUCAUUUGAUCCUCGAGACUUUGAGAGUUUUGAUCUUCCUGAAGAGCACAAAAUAAGCAAUAUCAACCUGUGUGGUGUUCCCCUCAUGGUAUUUGAAAGGACGUAUGACAGAUGUGUGAACAUGGUUCCUUCACCUGUGAAGAUGGAAGAGAUUUCCUGGGAGUCUAACUUGCUACAAUCAACUGCUGACUUUCUUGCUACCCUGGAUGAGAUCAUUGACAUGCCAUCUCCGAAUUAUGCCAUUUAAUGCAUAUUCUGAAGUUUCUACUGAGUUCAAAUUUCCUGUAGUUUUGUGUUUUA